CAAUCUAUCGUAGUGUGCGUUUUUUACAGGCACUCACAAAUACCACAACAGUGUUUGCCGCUCUCUCGCUAUUAUUAAAAGGUUUAGUGCUCUUUGGAAAGUGAUCAGCUGUUAAAUCAGCUGUUGGGGGGACAGUUCCGGAAAUGAACCGAUAAUCCUUUCUUACUUGUGUCCAGGGGGAUAUAUUAGGUCAGAAAAAUAAGGUAGAACUGUACUUUUAUGAAUACAAACUUCUAGAAUUUCAUGACAAAGUCCAAAAUAUCACGAGGCUCGCUACAUAGCAACACACAAAAAUAGAGGCGUACAAAACACGGAGGCCUUGCCCGAUCAGGUAUACCAUAUAUACAUAUGUACAUUUGUACAUACUUACGUAUGUAUGGAUGUUCCAAUGAGUAUACACAAUGUCGAUAAGACCGCACGCGUUACUGUCUCAAUCGCUCUCACUGAUCACCUCGGACCAUGUGGGUAUAAAAGGCAGCGAUCUCUCUCAUUCGGUAUUCAGUUAGCAGCAAGUGAGCCAACUAUCAGCAGCAAAAGUUAGGAAAGCUGUAUCCAAAUACAAGGCACAAUGAGUUCCAAUUCUCUGUUCGAAACCGACGAAGAUGUCGCCCAGGCCAAUAAAUUGUCCAAAAAGGUCAAAGAAUCUCCUUUUAUGCUAGUGGGCAUUGCCGGAUUCGUGGCCGCCGGUCUGGUUGGAGCCUACAAAUACCGCAACCGUGGAUCCAUGAGCACCAGCGUCUUUUUGAUGCAGUUGCGAGUGGCCGCCCAGGGAACCGUAGUCGGAUGUUUGACCGCCGGACUGGCCUACACCAUGGCCAAGGAGUAUCUACUCCACGAAGAGCCCAAGAACAACACAAAGUCUGUCAAGUAAAGAUAGAGUCGAAAGCAUCUGAUACCCCGAGAUCACCAACUGUUCUCCUAGCAUAAAAAAGAUCCUGCCCACCCUCUCCGAUGAAAAGUGUCACAACAAAAAACCCUAAAGAUAUAAUAAAUUCGGCAUUCGGGGGUGAACUACAAGCGCACCACCGAGAAGUAUUAGCCAUCUGACUCUACCUCCAUUUCAUAUUUCAUCAUAUUUGUAUAAAAUCGCAUAAAAUCGUAGUCUUAAGUAAUACAAUAAAAACAGUUUUUACUAAAAAUCCUA
Messenger RNA from Drosophila takahashii, 1144 nucleotides. RefSeq names its product HIG1 domain family member 1A, mitochondrial. The record is from RefSeq and is a predicted model, not a curated record. Gene Ontology annotation, biological process: mitochondrial respirasome assembly. NCBI's taxonomy places the organism in Eukaryota, Metazoa, Arthropoda, Insecta, Diptera, Drosophilidae. Gene Ontology annotation, cellular component: mitochondrion.